UCCUCAUAUUGAGGUAAAUAAAAACGAAUGUACAUAGGAGCAGUAGUAAGGUGGAAAGCUGCGAGAGGGUAGCAGUAGUAGUAGUAGUAGUAGUAGUAGUAGUAGUGGUAGUAGUAGUGGUGGUGGUGGUAGUAGUAGUAGUAGUAGUAGUGGUGGUGGUAGUAGUAAUAGUAGUAGUAGUAGCAGUAGUGGUGGUGGUGGUAGUAGUAGUAGUAGUAGUAAUAGUAGUAGUAGUAGUAGUAGUAGUACUAGAAGUAGUAGUAGUAGUAGUAGUAGUAGUAGUAGUGGCAGUAGUAGUAGUAGUAGCAGUAGUACUAGUAGUAGUAGUAGUAGUAAUAGUAGUAGUAGUAGUAAUAGCAGUAGUAGUAAUAGUAGUAGCAGUAGCAGUAGUAGUAAUAGUCGUAGUGGUAGUAGUAGUAGUAGUAGCAGUGGUAGUAGUAGUAGUAGUAGUAGUAGUAGUAGUAGUACUGUGGUGAGAUGCUUGUGUUAGAGAAGGACCUGUCAACAUUACAGGUCUCCAGAAUAAUGUUUCCAAAAUGUUACAAAAGUAUCUCAUUCUUCCAAGUGUCGGCUUUCUAAACUACUUAUAUCUGUUGCAUCGCCCCAGACUGAGGAUCACCUUGUAAUGGCGUCGUACAGGUGAACUUUUACCCCAGCUUGUGUUGCCAGUCAGUGGGUGUCUCUCAGUGUGUAAAGUCUGCCGCUCUGGCUGCUAGUGGUUGCCGUUACGUGCUAGUUUACUAAACUGUCAACAUAAUAUGGAAAACUCUAAACCUGUAGUGGCUAAGUAGCCCCUAGGAAAUGGGAGGAAAUGAGUAAAAUUAACAUCCUUUUGUUAGUACACGACUGAAAAAGAGAGCAAAUUACAGAACGUGAAGGAUUUCAAAGAAAAGAAUAAAGCAAAGUUUUCAACAAUGGAUUUCGAAGCCAUCAGUGACGCUGUAGGCCAUUUUGGCAGAUACCAGAAAUACGUGUUUGGUUUAGCCAGUAUUGGGCUCUUCAUUACAUCCAUGUCAGCGGUCUCCAUGACAUUUCUCGCCAAUCCUGUCAAAUACAGAUGUGUGGUGCCAAACUGUGAUGACAACAGUAGCCAUUACGAGGAGAUCUUCACAGAGUGGGCCAUCCCAGAGGGUGACCAGUGUCAUGUCUGGACACUCAAGGACAACAUUACUGACCAAUGUCAACCAGAUGUAUUUUCUAACUCAACUACAUCUUGCUCACAGUGGGUUUAUGAUACAUCAUUGUUCUCUGCAACUACUGUCACUCAGUUUGACUUAACCUGUGACAAAGCUUGGCUUCGUCCAUUUGCUGGUUCAAUGUACAUGACUGGAAUGUUAGUGGGAGCCAUUGUUAUUGGUGAUUUAGCUGAUCGCUUCGGAAGAAAAAAGGCAAUCUUGACUUCUGUGCUUCUACUUGGUACUGGUGGGGUUAUAAGCGCAGUGUCUAGUAACUACUAUGUAUUCCUGUUGAUGAGUUUCUUCACCGGUGUUGGAGGUAAUGGUCUCCAUAUAAUCUCAUUCAUCUUGAUUGUGGAGUUUAUUGGUGUUAAAUGGCGCACAUUUUGUGGAAUCAAUAUUCAGAUAUCAUAUGCACUUGGUGAAGCGAUGACUGGAGUGUUGGCUAUCUUCAUCAGGGACUGGCGAUGGCUGCAAGUUGCUAUCACUGCUCCUGCUUUCUUGCUUACAUCUUAUGCUUGGUUAAUGCCAGAGAGUGUACGAUGGCUGGUCGCUGAGGGUCGUUAUGAUGAAGCCAAGAACAUUAUACAGAGAGUUGCUCGAGUCAAUAAUGUUGAGCUACUAAAACAUCUGAUGGACGUUCGCAAUGAGGAGUUUCGUCCAGAUGAUGGAACUCUCUCGGAAUCCAAUAAUAAAAUUGAACUUGUGAAUGAAACUAGACAAGAAGAAAAGAUCAAGAAGACUGUUAUUGACCUCUUGAGAACUCCUGUUAUGAGAAUGAGAUCAUUCAACAUGUUUUUCUGUUGGACUGUCUGCACUCUGCUAUACUAUGGACUAUCCUACAACUCUAACAGUUUGGCUGGCAAUAUCUUUGUAAAUUUCAUCGCCACGAUGUUGGUCGAGGUCCCAUCAUACAUCUUCACCUACCUGGUUCUUGACAGACUGGGUAGGAAGGCAUCGCUGUCAUUCGUGUUUUUACUGGGUGGUGUCGCAUGCUUCAUAUCCGGAUUUAUCCCUGAAGGCAAUUACUGGUUGGUGGUUGUUCCGAGCUUGUUGGGUAAGUUUGGAAUCUCAGCAGCAUUUGCCAUCGUCUUCAUCUACUCUGCCGAGAUCUUCCCAACUGAGUACCGCAGUGUGGCACUUGGUGCUUGUUCCAUGUGUUCUCGUCUUGGUGGUAUUCUCGCACCAUUCAUUGCUUCUCUAGCUGAUACAUACAAGCCAUUACCACUACUUAUAUUUGGUGUGUUGUCACUAGUCUCUGGUUGUCUUACUGUCUUCCUGCCUGAGACUGUUGGCUGUGAAUUACCACAAACUAUACAAGACUGUGAAGCUUUUGGCAGUGACCAGUCUAUAUGGUACUUCACCUGUUUUUCCAGUUGCCAAAAGAAGUCUACAGGUGAAGAAAAUACUGCUGCAGAGGGUGUUUGAAUACAAGAAACAUGAGCCUAGCGAACUAGGCUUGCUUGAUGCUCACCUAAUUCACUACGCUCGUGUUGUUUAUAGAGUUACAUAGUCCAGUGGAUUAGAGCAUCUUGAAUUUUGACUGGCUUCCCACGAGGCAGGCUAAAACAACGUUGGUUCGAUCCCCCGUCUAGCCACAGUGUGAUAUCAAUAUCUGGUUCUUGGAUGACGGUACCCUAGCUGGCAUUAAAGAAUCUCUCCUAGAGGACAUCAGAAAAAUUAAAGACAUGGGAGAAAGCCUGGGCCUAUUUUUAAACCCCACCAAAUGUGAAAUAGUUUCUACCAGUCGACAGAUGAUCCAGAAUAUUAGUGUUGUUCUACCAGGAGCACGAACCAUUGAUCCAGCCAACAGCACUCUCCUUGGUGCUCCUCUUGGGCCCAAUGCCGUCGAUUUGAUCUUAGAAAAAAAUCUAGUACAGUACUGGCCUACAAACAGUCAAGUUGGGAUGGCUGAUCGCUGAAACGGUGCCUGCCAACAUGCUUAGGUCUGUAACAUGAGACUGCCAGUCUCCAAGCUGCGAGCACACUUCACUCUGGGGACUUCCUCCAAACAGUUCUCACUUCGGCAAUGGGAACAUGUCUCGACCUUAAGACCCUUCGUAUUGCAGUGGCUCUCCGCCUCGCUACCCCAAUUCACACGAAAUAUACGUGUAUUUGCAGCAAUGUGCAAGCCGACCAAUAUGGUCUGCAUGGUAUUAACUGCUCCAAAACCAAGGGAUGGCACGCAAGACACAAUGAAGUCAACGACAUCAUAAAGAGAAACCUUACUACAGCUGGAUAACCAGCCGAGAGCCAUGACCACUAGCAGCCAUCAAUACUCACAACCCAGCAAACAGCUCUGACGAGAUCACUAUCUAUCCUUGGAAGAAUGGUAAACUCUUAAACAUGGGAUUAUACCUGUGUGUCGACGCUGCUUGACACCUACAUCCAUCACAGUGUCGAGCGACAGAAUGGAGCUACUAAUGACAGGGAGGAGUACAAGAUCGGCAACUAGAGAGGCAUAAGCCAAUUUCAUGUUCCAGCGCCUUAGCGUGGCCAUCCAGUGGGGAAAUGCUUGCUGGAUACUAAGCUCAUGUCCGGCUUCGGAGGAACUGGAGGAGAUUCAUAAUCUUAGAUAUAUAGUACCAAUGUAUUCAUUUUUUUUUGGGGGGGGGGGGAAUGUAUUCUGUCUAUAUAUAAAGUUCACAUAGAGUAUAGAAUACAGGGAAAGGUGGGAGAAGAAAAUAUUGAAACAGCUCCAUGGAGAACUUUAAGUUUUACCUGAAGUACGUUUAUUCUCUUCUCUAAAGAUGAGGGUCCCCAGUACAGUUCUAGAGGUGAUAC
Cherax quadricarinatus is the source of this 3959-nucleotide messenger RNA. RefSeq names its product organic cation transporter protein. The record is from RefSeq and is a predicted model, not a curated record. Gene Ontology annotation, molecular function: transmembrane transporter activity. Gene Ontology annotation, cellular component: membrane. Gene Ontology annotation, biological process: transmembrane transport. Lineage: Eukaryota; Metazoa; Arthropoda; Malacostraca; Decapoda; Parastacidae.